Molecule: messenger RNA, 1415 nt
Organism: Neltuma alba
Lineage: Eukaryota; Viridiplantae; Streptophyta; Magnoliopsida; Fabales; Fabaceae
Product: very-long-chain 3-oxoacyl-CoA reductase 1-like
Exons: 3
Coding region: 233-1195 (320 amino acids)
Cellular component (GO): endoplasmic reticulum
Molecular function (GO): ketoreductase activity
Source: RefSeq, a predicted model, not a curated record
CGCUUCAUCGGUGGAAUUGAAUUAUUAGUGGAUUUGUUCUUACCUGCCAUUCAAUAAUUCAAUCGUCUGGUGCCCAGCAGUUCAUAGAUCCGUGAACCUGCUAGCUUCCCUUCAUCAUCUACUUUAUUUUCAUGACCUAACUCGUCAUAGACUCUUGCUGGUAUCAGUUCGCUGUCCCUAAGCUUAAGCACUCCUCACGAAACUCUCUCAAUUGUUCUAUCACUCUGCGACAAUGGAAUGCUGUGUAAUGGCGACGCUGAAAACUCAUUCUCUAUGGUUUAGUUUGCUUUUCGCUGUGGGUUUACUCUCCCUUUUGAGAACCUUCUUAGCUUUUCUGAGAUGGGUGUAUGCCAAUUUUCUCAGGCCCCCAAAAAAUCUUAUGAAGUAUGGAUCUUGGGCACUCGUCACUGCUCCCACAGAUGGCAUUGGCAAGAGUUUUGCUUUUCAGUUGGCUGGUGCAGGGCUUAAUCUGGUUUUAGUGGGUCGGAAUCCUGAAAAGUUAAAGGAUGUUUCCGAGUCGAUUCUAGCUAAGUUCGGGAAAACCCAGAUUAAAACGGUGGUGGUUGAUUUUACUGGAUACCUUUCCGAGGGUAUGGUCAAGAUUCGUGAAGCCAUUGAAGGGUUAGAUGUUGGAGUCUUGAUUAAUAAUGUUGGGCUCUCUUAUCCUUACGCGAGAUACUUGCAUGAAGUGGACGACGAGCUGCUCCGGAACAUGAUUAAAGUCAAUGUAGAAGGAACAACAAAAGUCACACUAACUGUUCUUCCUGGUAUGCUCAAGAGGAAGAAAGGAGCAAUUGUUAAUAUAGGUUCUGGAUCAUCAGCUGUGAUUCCUUCGGAUCCCCUUUAUGCUGUUUAUGCUGCCACAAAAGCAUACAUAGAUCAAUUCUCGAGGUGUCUAUAUGUUGAGUAUAAGAAAAGUGGGAUUGACGUCCAGUGUCAGGUUCCAUUACAAGUGGCAACAAAGAUGGCAUCAAUAAAGAGAUCUUCAUUUUUUGCGCCAUCAAGUGAUGAAUAUGCGAAAGCCGGCAUGCGGUGGAUUGGGUACGAGCCUCGUUGCUCACCUUACUGGACUCAUUCCAUUCUGUGGGCAUUGGCUGCGUCAUUGCCUGAGUCUCUGGUCGAUUCUUUGCGUCUCUGGUCCUGCCUUCGUAUUAGAAAGAGAGGACAGCUCAAGGAAGCAAGGAAGAAGGAAUAAACCAAAACAAAAACCUUUAAACAUACUAUAAAAUAUGUUUUUGUCUGUAUUUGUAUUACCAUGUUCAUGAUUUGUAAUCUUCAAUGAAGAGAAAUGGUAUUGGAUUUGAGGAAGGCCAUAAGAUGCUCUGUAUCUACGUGAGGCAUCUGAAGAUCAAAGUUCAGAAAGAUAUUAAGGUUUGGUGUUGAGGGAGAAAUGACAUUGUUCCUAAGUUUUGAUU